This is a messenger RNA of Mesoplodon densirostris (Blainville's beaked whale), 1731 nucleotides long. RefSeq names its product spidroin-2-like. The coding region runs from base 1 to 1731 and encodes 576 amino acids. The transcript has 8 exons. The record is from RefSeq and is a predicted model, not a curated record. Lineage: Eukaryota; Metazoa; Chordata; Mammalia; Artiodactyla; Ziphiidae.
AUGGUGGGCAGGGGCGGGUCCGGGGCUCCUGGUGUCAGCUCCUUGGCCACACAGCUCUGGGCUACAGGUGCCGACACCUUCCCCGAUCCUGGCGGCUUCUGCGGGGUUCGCAGAGCCCCGGGCAACCACACCCUCCAGACGGCACAGACGGCCCCUUGUCUGUCGGCAGGGAGUCUGGGGCCCUGGCCCGAGCAGGCUGGCCAGCGGUCACUGGCCUGGAAGUGGGGCCAGGAUCGAGUGUCGGCCAGGCAGCUGGAUGGUCCAGGGAAGAAUCCGGUGUCAGCAGAGCCAGUCCCCCGGGAGCCAGCUGAGCUGGGCAGCCCAGGCCAGAGCAGGCCCUGGGGAGCCGGAGCUGCAAACAGGACACCCACAGCCUGGUGGCAGGAGGGACAGGGCGGCGGGCAGAGCAGGGACGCGCCCCGCUCGCUGCUCACAGGCGCCCUCUGGCGGCUUCGGGGAGAACAGGCCGUGGGCGGCACCGGGAGCCGGGGCGGAGGGGGCUGCGGGGUCUGGGGCGGGGAUGCGGGGGAGGGAUGGGGGGUGUCAGGGAGGAUAGUGGGGAAUUGCGGGCCGAGGAACUGUGGGGCCAGCUUAGCUGGGCUGGAGCAGGAGGGAGCGAGAAGCAGCGCUAGAGAACACACUCAGGGCCCCAGCACCGUGACCCUGGGCCGGGCAACAGGACUCUGGCCGCCUGGCACGGACUCCAUCACAACACACAACCCUCGUCACGACCCCACCCCAGCCGCUGAGACGCCCCCGCAGCCCCGACGCCACGGCCCAGCCGCGGCAGUGCAGGGGCGGCUCCAGGCCCGGCGACGCUCCUCUGUGCGUUCCUCGGGGCCGGCGCCUUCCGGUCCCAGGCGAUGCCAGCGCAGCAGGAGCACUGGGGGCGGGACCUUUAAGAGGCACAACGCCGCUGUCAUUCGCCCUAAAUUACGCGCAGACGGACACCCCCUCCCCAGCCGCCGAGUAGGGCCCGAGGGCCACGCCACCUCGUUGUCCGGCAGCGCGUGGCGGCCACAGAAGACGCUGGUACGCGCGGGUGGCGGGAGCCGGGACCCGGACGCUCCUGCUUUAGUGGCUGCAGGAUGCGGCGCCUCCCGGGGCCGAGCCGAGCUGAACCGCCGCAUCCUGCUGGCCGAAGAACUCGUCAUCAAGGACGGCGGCGCGCCCCGACCCCUGACCCUCAGUCCCGGCAGGACCCUGACCCCCGGCCCCAACAGGACCUUGAUCUCAGCCCCCACCCUGACCCUCACCCUGCUGGGCACCCAGCUUACCUGGAUCAGUCUCAGCCUUGGACGCAGGGCGCCCCGAGGCUCCCAAGUCGUCUACCAGUCAGCCAUCCUCACCCCCUCAGCCCAGCUCGGCCAGGGGACUUCAGGGGCCAGCAGGGACGUCGAAGGCCUGAUGGAACAGCUCCUGUCCAGCUCUAGAGCUGACUAUGACCCAUCUUCCAAGCGGAUUCCUCGGGGCGGUCCACCGCAGGAGACCUGCUGCGCGGCCGCCCAAGCUAUCGGGGGAGGCUGCUCCCCAGCGCCCCCGCGCGGCCGCUCCGGGCAGCGAGGGCCGAGACUCCCGCGCCUGGCCGAGCCCGGCGCUAGCCCUGGGCCUGGCUCCGAUUUCCAUUCAAUUGACCUCGACAGUCAGCCCUCUCCCUCCUCCAUCUUCCGAUCUUCAGUCUCUAAAAGUGAAACCUGGAAUCAGCCCAGUUCCUCCGCCCGCGGGUUCUGA